UGAAAUCUAGGGUUUUGUAAUACAAAAUUGGAAAUGGUGCAGCAACAACAUCAGGAACAAAACAAGAAGCAGGCCAGAUGAAAUUUUGAUCAAGAAGAAUGAAAAUUGCACUCCAAAAGAAGAAUGGAUGGAGAAUCAUUGAAUGGCUUCAUUCUCCCAAUCGAACAUCGAAGUUUCCUCUGUAACCUUAGGCUUCCCUCUACCAACUAAUCACUGAGUUCUGCCAUUGUUGCUGCAGUGGUGCUUCGAUUUUCCCCAUGUUCAGGCGAUUUUUCACCUUCGAGUGCUCUCCAGAUCAUUAGGAAUCAGGGUUUUUAGUCUGUAUUUUAAGUCGUACUCGGAUGGUUGAUACUUCACUGUUCAUGGACAUGAUAUAGCAGGAGGCCUGUUCAACCAAAUGCAUAAGAAUAAAACAAACUUGAAAAUUGGAGGCAGCUAUCUUGUGAACUAGCAUUACAAGUGUCCAAACCAUUUUAAUUUUAAGUAUUGUGAUACAAAUUGAUUUUAAUAUGGGUAGUAAAACUCUGCUCAAGUGGCCAAAGCAAAUCACAAAUUCCCUAGUUGUGCAGUUAAUUAAAGCAGAAAAGGACGUGCACAAAGCUGUUACUAUAUUUGAUUCUGCAACUGCUGAAUAUAUUAAUGGGUUUCGUCAUGAUCAUGAAACUUUUGGUCUCAUGAUCUCCAGGUUAGUUGCAGUGAAUCAGUUUAGAACAGCAGAAGGGAUGCUGGAGAGAAUGAAGCAAGAAGAUUGUAAGGUUACAGAGGAUAUACUUUUAACUAUAUCCAGGGGUUAUGGACGUGUGCACAGGCCACUUGAUGCCAUCAGGGUUUUCCACAAGAUGGAAGGUUUUCAGCUUAGACCCACUCAAAAGGCUUACCUUACAAUACUAGAUAUUCUUGUGGAGGAAAACCAUGUAAAGAGGGCUAUUGGUUUCUACAGGGAGAUGAGAGAAAUGGGUUUUCCACCUACUGUUGUUUCCAUCAAUAUUUUGAUCAAGGCCCUCUGCAAAAACAAGGAGACUGUUGAUUCUGCCUUACGGAUAUUUCAGGAGAUGCCCAACCGUGGGUGCCAACCUGAUUCAUAUACUUAUGGUACAUUGAUUAAUGGGAUGUGUAGACUUGGAAAUAUCGAUGAGGCAAAGGAACUAUUCAAAGAGAUGGAGCAGAAAGGUUUCUCUGCUUCUGUUGUUACUUAUACUAGUUUGAUACAUGGCUUGUGUCAAUCUAAUAAUUUAGAUGAAGCAAUUGGAUUGCUUGAAGAAAUGAAAAGAAAUGAUAUUGAACCAAAUGUUUUUACUUAUAGUUCUCUUAUAGAUGGUUUGUGCAAAGGUGGCCAUUCAUCACAAGCAAUGGAGCUAUUAGAAGUGAUGACGAGAAAGAACCAUUUACCCAACAUGGUUACUUAUAGUUCUUUAAUCAGUGGACUGUGUAAAGAAGGAAAGCUUUGUGAGUCUGUGCAGAUUCUUGACAGGAUGAGAAUUCAAGGUUUGAAACCAAGUGCAGGGUUGUAUGGAAAAGUCAUAAGUGGCCUAUGUGCUGCAGGCAGCUUUCAAGAAGCUGCAAACUUCAUUGAUGAGAUGGUGCUAGGUGGUAUUUCACCAAAUCGAGCAAGUUGGAGCCUUCAUGUUAGGAUGCAUAACAUGGUAGUCCAGGGUCUUUGUAAUAAUGUUGAUCCACUUCGUGCAUUUCAGUUGUAUCUGAGUAUGCGUACUAGAGGCAUCUCGGUUGAAGUUGGCACUUUUGAUUGUCUAGUCAAAUGUUUUUGUAAGAGAGGAGACCUGCACAAAGCUGCUCGAAUUAUUGAUGAGAUGGUGUUAGAUGGGUGCAUUCCAGAUGAACAAAUAUGGAAUGUUGUAAUUGGUGGACUUUGGGACCGAAAAAAAGUGAGAGAGGCCACUGAGCUGUUGCUGGUUGAGCUGAGGCAGAAGUUUGUUGAAACUGAAAGUUGAAGUCCGUGUUUCUCACAUUAUCCACAUGCAUUGCAUUCUUACUGAAAACCUUUCGUAUCCGGUGGUCUUUUUCUAUUCUAGAAGGUUGUUAUUAGUUGCCGGUUAGGCAUGUCAAUCUUGCUUGUUUUUUAUUUAGUCUCGAUUAAUUAUGUGCUCUGUCCCUUAAUGGCUUGCUUGUUAUUUGCUAGUAUAGUUUAGCUGUCUUUAAAUGCAAUGAUUCAUCACGUCAUCCACCAUCAAAACAUAGAAAAAGAAGAGAUUCUUCGGUAUUGUUGAAGAAAAAAGCUUUCUCGGCUCGGCAAUUCCUGUAGCUUUUCAGUGAAUUCUAGGAUUCUAAAUUACCCAUUUCUUUUGAUCUGCUUCAAAGAACUUCAACCAUUUAUCAGUGGAAGCAACAAUUAGAUGCUUUUAUGAAAAUUUUGACAUUAUUAUCAUCUGAACCUGGAUCUUAGAUGGACAACCAAAUAUCCUCUAAUGUGCUGCCUUUUCAAUUCAUGAUCUCACUUCAUCUCAAAGGGUUGACAUUUUCCAAUGAUCAGUGUCUCUGUGAUCUGAUGGUUUGAGCUUCAAAUUGAGGAAGUAAACAUGUGGUGUAAGAUUUAAAACUAAGCUUUCCUUGGGGGGCGACUUAACAUUUCACACAACCCUGCUCUGUCUGGGCAAGGUAAAUUCAGGUAAUUGCAAAAUUGAUUUGUUUUGGUCGAACCCAUUGCUCGUUGAUGUUGUCAGUUCCUAGAAAACUUGCUUCUCAGUCAGUUUAACAAAAUUUUAAAAGUAUUCUUUAGUGCUCUUAUAGUGUAAUCAUUAAGAUUUUAGUUGACAUUCUUUAUUUGCAGAUCGCAAUUAUAUAACCUCAGGCAUUAAUAUAUUGGAAUUUCAUUUAAUGUUGGAUUCAAAAUCGCACAUAUGUUAAUUAAAGGGGAGAUGUUCAUUACUAGAUAGCCACUUAACGAGGAUGAGUUAUCAUUAUCACUGGCUUGGUGAAUGAUGGCUCUUGAAUAUUUAUGAAUUCGAGCUGAAUACUAUCAAGUUUUUCUAGUUGUAUACUUCUAUGUCUGAAUUAAUCAGUAAGCCCAAAUCAAAUAUAAGACAAUUUGUUUUAGGUAAGAUUCAAGUAGUUGAGAAGUUGCUCAAGCAAUAUAUUCUCCGUUAAAAACGAGGACUUGGUGUAAGCUAUUGUUUACCUGAUCAACAGAGUACUUAUAAGGUUUAACAAAUGGAUUAAUCAAGAACUUCUAAUGCUUGGUUUAAGUCAGCUUUAAAUAUAUUGAACUUUUUUUGUUUAAUAAUAUAUGAUUUAAAUAAUGAAUUUCGAUAGAUAUAUAUGGAUAUGUGUGUUUGUGUGAAUAAGUUGUUCUAGAAACAAGACAUAAUCAAUCCAAUAAAAUUAUUGAAAUAGGUAAAAAAAAAUUGAAUAUAAACAGAAGACUAUUAAUUUGGUAGAAUGGGGAAGUCAGUUCCAUGUCUCUGUUUAGGAAAUGCAACAAAGAACACGAUGCCCAAAACGUCAAUUCCCCUGGCAAUGCUGUGAGGAUUUCCUGUAUCUCAGCUGGGAUGUGGAAAGAGACUAUUCAUCACAUUCUGAUCAAACACAAUUACUGCAACCACCAAAACUGUCAUCACUGCAUGCAUGAAAUGUAUGAACUUUAUUCGAUAUUUUUCUGCGAGAUGGGGUGGAGUGGAAGGGUGGUUGAUCCAUCAAUGACAGAUAUUCCCCUUGCUGUCUCUGAAGUCAUCAGUUAAAACAUAAGCAUGAGUCACCAAAUAGAGAUACAAGUGCAGCAAUCAAGGCCUUGCUGACAGAGUCACAGUAGCCACUAUUUCUGAAGAUUGGAGAGAGAAGUUGGAAGGCAAGGACUGUGUCAGCUGGUAAAAGAUUGGCCAAAUGGGCAGGCUCUAAAAUGUUUGGCUACUGACUUUCUUAUUUUUAUGGAUGAUAGUGCAGCAGUCAUGACAUUGCUGGCAGUGUCACAGUCGCCAAUAUUUGUAGAAAGUGGAUUGCUACCAUCUGUUCUCAUGUUCUAUAGCUUCUCUACUUUGAUAUACUUUUGAUAUCAUAUAUAUAUAUAUAUUCUUGGACAUGUUUUCACACAGUUCUCUACCAGUGUUUGGAGAAACUCAAUUUCUUCUAAAAGGAAAAAAAAAAAGGUUAAGAAGGAUCGGGUACCUAGUGCGGCAUGCAUUGGUGUGGUCUAUUUGGUCACUUUGCUCGACUUUGUUAAUUUUCAGCAAGCUUGAUCUUUAUUUGGUGGAUUUGUUAGGGUUCAUCUUGGUCUUGGUUAAAAUUGUUGGUUGGCAGAAAACUAAUUUCUUUUUCAGAUUGGUACAUCAAUCCUAUAUCUUGGUGCCUUGGUGUUACCAGUUAUGGAAGGUGGAGGAUAACAGUGGGGCCUGUGGCAUUACUAGUAUGAUUGCAUGAUGUUGAUUGUUUGGAUUAUUCUGUCUUGUGUGUAAGGAUAUUUAAGUGGAAGGGCCUCAAGAUUUUCUGUGCUAAAGCAGCACAGAUUUCCAUGUUAUGAACAUAAUUAUUAUUUGAUACUGCAUUAGCAAGUA
Molecule: messenger RNA, 4502 nt
Organism: Vigna unguiculata (cowpea)
Lineage: Eukaryota; Viridiplantae; Streptophyta; Magnoliopsida; Fabales; Fabaceae
Product: Pentatricopeptide repeat (PPR) superfamily protein
Molecular function (GO): mRNA binding; protein binding
Source: RefSeq, a predicted model, not a curated record